AUGGCACCUAAAAUCGAUCCCAAUGAAAUAAAAAUUAUUUAUCUUAGAGCAACAGGAGGUGAAGUUGGUGCGUCUAGUGCUUUAGCUCCCAAAAUUGGUCCUCUUGGUUUGGCACCAAAAAAAGUAGGAGAAGAUAUUGCAAAAGCAACAUCAGAUUGGAAAGGUUUACGUGUUACUGUUAAAUUAACAAUUCAAAAUCGUCAAGCUGCAGUUUCAGUUGUACCCACAGCAUCUACUCUAGUCAUUAGAGCGCUUAAAGAACCACCAAGAGAUCGUAAAAAAGAAAAAAAUGUCAAACAUUCUGGUAAUAUCGCGCUUGAUGAUGUUAUAGAAAUCGCUCGUACAUUACGGUACAAAUCAUUUGCUAAAAAUUUGAAAGGAACUGUAAAAGAAGUUUUGGGAACAUGUUUUAGCGUUGGAUGCACUGUUGAUGGUCAAGGUCCUAGAGAUUUAUGUGCAUCAAUUGACUCUGGCGAAGUUGAAAUUCCCGAAGAAUAA
This is a messenger RNA of Entrophospora sp. SA101, 498 nucleotides long. The record is from the annotation of a GenBank genome assembly. Lineage: Eukaryota; Fungi; Glomeromycota; Glomeromycetes; Entrophosporales; Entrophosporaceae.